Molecule: messenger RNA, 1922 nt
Organism: Abrus precatorius (Indian licorice)
Lineage: Eukaryota; Viridiplantae; Streptophyta; Magnoliopsida; Fabales; Fabaceae
Product: small ribosomal subunit biogenesis GTPase RsgA 1, mitochondrial
Exons: 5
Coding region: 252-1664 (470 amino acids)
Molecular function (GO): GTP binding; GTPase activity
Source: RefSeq, a predicted model, not a curated record
GAAAUGCGAGGAGAGGGGAGAGGGGAGAGGGAGAUUCGUUUUGUUCUUUUAAAAAAAUGUCGUUUAGAUAAAGCAGUCCCAGAAACUACGAGAGUGGCUUUUGCUUGCAGUGUAACACGAAAAUGGAGUUGAACAGAGUGUGACCUAAAAAGGUGAAAAAUUGGUAACACAAAAAUACUUAAAAUUCAAAAUUUAAUACACCGUUCAAUUCAAUUCCAAUUUGUGAUUCCCUCUCUUAAUUGUUUAAGUCCAUGUCGCUGGCAUCAUUCUCCAUGCUCCGCCACCGCGCGGUGGCUUCCGCCGCGCCGCUCCUUCUGCGCCGCUUCCGGUGUUUCUCAAUCGCCGCCGGACAACAAAACCCUAACAAGCAUCAACAAGCAGCGCUGAGCAAGAACCUGUGGAAGGCGAAGCAAACCUUGAAGGAGUAUUCAUCUCUAGCUCCCGUUCUCUCCCUCGAAGACAAUCCUCCUCUCUCUGAAUCGCAAGCCAUUGGUGUUGUGGCAGCUUCGCAGGCGAACUUCAUGCGCGUCAUUGUUCCCGAAGAAGGUUCUGGAAGCUUCCAUGGAGUUGAGAUUCUCUGUGUGGUAAGGGCGCUGUUGAAGAAGAUAAAGCGGAGGGUGAUGGUUGGGGACAAGGUUCUGGUAGGUUCUGUGGAUUGGGUGGAUCGUAGGGGCAUGAUUGAGAAUGUGUUCCAGCGAAGUUCAGAGAUUCUUGACCCUCCCGUUGCCAACGUUGACCAUUUGCUGGUUCUGUUCUCGCUCGAUCAGCCCAAGGUUGAACCAUUCACGCUGACACGGUUCCUGGUCGAAGCUGAGUCCACUGGAAUUCCCUUAACCCUGGCACUUAACAAGAUAGAGCUUGUGGAUAAAGAGACCGUGGAUUCCUGGAAGGCUAGGGUACGUGGCUGGGGUUAUGAACCAGUUCUUUGCAGUGUGGAAUCUGGAUAUGGACUUGAUCUUCUUGCAUUUAAGUUGAGAGAUCAAACUACGGUGAUUGUGGGUCCUAGUGGAGUUGGGAAGUCUAGUUUGAUCAAUGCCCUAAGAAGUAAUCCUCGUGUUUCUGAUGCUGCAGAAGGGGAGAAUUGGUUUGAGCCUAUUUUAGGAAGUAAGUGGCUUGAGGAUCAGCGAGUUGGGGAGGUUUCGACAAGAAGUGGCAGAGGGAAGCAUACUACUCGCCACGUCUCUCUGCUUCCACUGUCGGGAGGGGGUUUUCUUGCUGAUACUCCUGGAUUUAACCAGCCUAGUUUAUUGAAAGUGACGAAGCAGUCUCUUGCACAAACGUUUCCUGAAAUCAGGAAAGCACUCAGUACUGACAAGCCUGCUAAAUGUGCGUUUAACAAUUGCUUGCAUGUGGGUGAACCUGGGUGCAUUGUGAAGGGGGAUUGGGAAAGAUAUUCAUUUUACUUUCAACUUCUGGAUGAAAUCAGAAUACGGGAGGAGUUCCAGUUGAGGACAUUUGGAACCAAAAGAGAAGGCGAUGUAAGGUUGAAAAUGGGAGACAUGGGUGUUCAGCAAGCAGAACCAAGGCUGGAGCCCAAGAAGCAUAGGAGACAAUCUCGGAAGAGAAUUAACCAGUCAAUUUUGGAUGAAUUGAAUGAUGACGACGAUUUGAUUGACGAGGAGAAUGACCCCGUUUUAAGGGCGCUGAGAAAUGAAAACUCUUAAGAAAUUUGUUAACCUUAGGAGGGUUCAUUGUAUAUAGGUCCUUUCUGCGCUUUCCGCAUGUAUCUCGGGUUCAACUUAUUUGCUUUCACCGAAGUUCAUGUUCUUUUUUUACCCAAAAGUCUUCUGUCACGUUGAUUCAAUCGUGUACAGAGUCUGUACAAAUGUCACCGCUUGACUCACUUUUCUGAAUUCUGAAUUCUAAAGGUUGAUCCAUGCUUGUCACCCAUAAUUGAAUUAAGAGCAACAUUAACCCUUGUG